UAUGAAAAGAUUCAAUUAAGCAGACGAACGAGCACUGAGAAUAAUCUUCUCCCGAUUCAAGAAAAAUAAAAAUCUAAAAUGUUUACUUUGAAAAAUGUUAUUCAAUCGGCUUUUCGAUUGACGAAUUUUUCACCAAUUUCUAAAAAUGUCGUUUCAGUCAAAGACAAAAUUGUGUUGCCUAGCACAUCAAGAUUUUUUUCGGGUUCGUCAGAAUCAACUUUUCGGUGUGUCCAAUACCCUUCCAUAAAUGCUACUCCAAGUAUAUUAUCAUCUAUUUCCCCAUUGCUUCAAAAUCUGUCAUUAACUACUCCCUCUUUGCAGCAAACCCGAUCAGUUACAAAAUGGUCACUCAAAAAAGGAAAGCGCAAAACAGUUAAAGCUGUUGUUUCUAGGUUCUAUCGUUUAGGAUGGGGUGCAUGGAUAAGACCAAUGGUGGGACACAGUAAACGUCACUGGAGCAAAACAGCAAAAAGGAAGAUUCGGGGUGAAAAGCAUGUAUUUUGUAAUGCUACCCAGUCAACUCUUCUUGACAAAAUGGUAACGAAAUACUGGAGAAAGAGACGGUUUUACGUUGAUGAUAUGUACGAGUCGUAUCAUCAGCGAGAAGAGUAUCCUUCAAGUGCUGUUAAACCUCAUUGAGGUCUAUAAUCAAUACUAGUUCAAAUACAUUCAAAUAAUGGAAAAGGAAA
Molecule: messenger RNA, 689 nt
Organism: Daphnia pulicaria
Lineage: Eukaryota; Metazoa; Arthropoda; Branchiopoda; Diplostraca; Daphniidae
Gene: mRpL35
Product: 39S ribosomal protein L35, mitochondrial-like
Exons: 3
Coding region: 79-639 (186 amino acids)
Biological process (GO): translation
Cellular component (GO): mitochondrion; ribosome
Molecular function (GO): structural constituent of ribosome
Source: RefSeq, a predicted model, not a curated record